Lactuca sativa (garden lettuce) is the source of this 1575-nucleotide messenger RNA. RefSeq lists its product as uncharacterized. Lineage: Eukaryota; Viridiplantae; Streptophyta; Magnoliopsida; Asterales; Asteraceae. The record is from RefSeq and is a predicted model, not a curated record.
AUGCAUAUCAAGGUCAAUAACAAAUGGACUGAUAGUUCAUUUGAUCAACUCCUUGAGUUGUUGCAUUCAACAUUUCCACAAGACAACAAGGUUCCCCGUUCAUAUUAUCUAGCCAAAAAGAAACUGAAGAAGAUAGGUUUGGGGUACGAGUCAAUACCUGUGUGCAAAAACGAUUGUUCUCUCUUCUGGAAGGAACAGAGGUCAUUGCAAAUAUGUCCUGUUUGUAAGGAGAGUCAAUGGAUUGUUAAAAACACCAAGGGUAAAAAGGUGGCUCAUAAGGUGUUACGAUACUUUCCAAUGACCCCUAGACUACGACGUUUUUAUUGUUCAAGGUACACUCACAAAAAUAUGAUAUGGCAUAGUAUCGGGAGAUCAAAAUAUGGUGUGAUGCGUCAUCCCGUUGAUGGAGAGUCUUGUCAAAAAUUUGAUGUAGAUUACCCUGACUUCUUGAGUGAACCUCGCAACGUACGCUCAGGGCUGGCAGCUGAUGACUUUAAUCCAUUUGGUAACAUGUGUAAUCCGCAUUGUACAUGGCCGGUUGUACUCACCACAUAUAAUUUGCCACCAUGGCUUUGUAUGAAAGAGUUAUCAUUCAUAUUGGCCUUGUUGAUUCCCGACCCUAAAGCGCAUGGAAAGGACAUAGAUGUUUUUCUUAAGCCGUUAGUGGAAGAGAUUAAGUUUUUAUGGCUCUCAGGUGUACUUAUUAAAGAUGCAGCAACAGACACAUUCUUCAUGAUGAAAGCUAUGUCGUUAUGGACAAUAAACGACUUUCCAGCUCGUAGUAGUUUAUCGGGUUGGAGCGGACAAUGGUAUAGAGCAUGCCUGACUUGCAAUGAAGAAACUCCCUCGUACUGUGUAGUAAAUAAAGUCGUUUAUAUUGGUAAUCUUCAGAUCUUAGAUGCUGAUGAUCAAUUAAGAAUGAGUUUGAAAUUUCACGGGCAACCCGAGACAAGAUCCUCUCCAAGGAACUUUACUAAUGAAGACAUGCAUAAGCAACUAGUUCGUCUACUGCUUCAUAAACGGGUUCAUCAUCCUAAAACUCUCAAGGAAAACAUGGAUCAACAAGGAUUCGAGUUGAAUUGGUCGAAACGUAGCAUAUUUUCCAAGCUCGAGUAUUGGUCUUCUCUGCAGCUGAAGCACAACUUUGAUGUGAUGCAUGUCGAGAAAAAUGUGGGUGAGAGUCUUUUGUGUACUUUUAUGAUAAACGAUAAGAGUCAAGACACGUCAAAUGCACGUGAGGACUUUAGAAAUAUGAAUAUCCAACGUAAUCAAUGGUUGCAAAAAAAGGGUAACACGUUCACUAUACCACAUGGAAGCUACUCAUUCAAUAAACCUGACCGCAAAAUCUUUUGUCAGUUUAUAAGAGAUGUUAAAUUGCCUGAUGGGUUUGGAUCUAACAUCAUUAAUAAAGUGGUAGAUAAUGAUACUAACAUUAUUGGGUUGAAAUCUCAUGAUCAUCACAUUCUUAUGCAACGUUUGAUACCGAUUGGAGUUAGAGCGUUAUUGGACAAAGAAACUUCUACACCAAUUGUAGAUCUUUGUAUGUUUUCAAGAAAAUUUGCUCCAGAACACUAA